Orycteropus afer afer is the source of this 1227-nucleotide messenger RNA. It is a transcript of the gene AGK, whose product is annotated as acylglycerol kinase. Gene Ontology annotation, molecular function: ceramide kinase activity; ATP-dependent diacylglycerol kinase activity; acylglycerol kinase activity. Gene Ontology annotation, biological process: protein insertion into mitochondrial inner membrane; ceramide biosynthetic process. NCBI's taxonomy places the organism in Eukaryota, Metazoa, Chordata, Mammalia, Tubulidentata, Orycteropodidae. The record is from RefSeq and is a predicted model, not a curated record. The transcript has 15 exons. Bases 1 to 1227 code for a protein of 408 amino acids. Gene Ontology annotation, cellular component: mitochondrion; TIM22 mitochondrial import inner membrane insertion complex.
AUGCCCGUGUUCUUUAAAACCCUUCGAAGUCACUGGAAGAAAACAACAGCUGGGGUCUGUCUGCUGACCUGGGGAGGCCACUGGCUCUAUGGAAAACACUGUGAUAACCUGCUGAGGAGAGCGGCCUGUCAGGAAGCUCAGGUGUUCGGCAGUCAGCUCAUCCCCCCCAACGCACAAGUAAAGAAGGCGACCGUCUUUCUCAACCCCGCGGCUUGCAAAGGGAAAGCCAGGACACUGUUUGAAAAAAAUGCCGCCCCCAUAUUACACUUGUCUGGCAUGGACGUGACUGUCGUCAAGACUGAUUAUGAGGGCCAAGCCAAGAAGCUCCUGGAGCUGAUGGAGCACACAGACGUAGUCAUUGUCGCCGGAGGAGACGGGACCCUGCAGGAGGUUGUCACGGGAGUUCUCCGAAGAGCAGACGAGGCUUCCUUCAGUAAGAUUCCCAUUGGAGUCAUCCCUCUGGGACAGACCAGCAGUUUGAGUCAUACCCUCUUUGCCAAAAGUGGAAACCAAGUCCAACAUAUUACAGAUGCUACCCUCGCCAUUGUGAAAGGAGAGACGGUUCCACUUGAUGUCUUGCAGAUUAAGGGGGAAAAGGAGCAGCCCGUGUUCGCAGUGACCGGCCUUCGAUGGGGGUCCUUCCGGGAUGCCGGUGUCAAAGUCAGCAAGUACUGGUAUCUUGGGCCUCUCAAAACCAAAGCAGCCCACUUUUUCAGCACUCUUAAGUGUGGGGGGCAGAGUGGUCUUCAGAGCGUGAGGUGGUGCUGCUCACCGGGGGAUCAAAGAAAGAUGAAGGCAGCCCCUUCCCAAGAGUUGCGCCCCGAGGUCUGGAAGGAGGUGCAGCUGUCCACCAUCGAGCUGUCCAUCACGACGCGGAACCGGAUGCUGGACCUGGCGAGCGACGAGGACUUCAUGAACAUCUGCAUCGAACCCGACACGGUCAGCAAAGGAGACUUCAUCACUCUCGGGAGCAAGAGGGUGCGCAAUCCCACCCUGCGUCCCGCCGGCACCGAGUGUUUCCAGGCCAGCAGGUGCAAGCUGCGGCUGCCCGAGGGAGCAGGGGGCUCCUUCAGCAUCGACAGCGAAGAGUACGAGGCCAUGGCCGUGGAGGUCACACUGCUGCCCCAGAAGCUGCACUUCUUCUGUGACCCGAGGAUGCGGGAGCAGGCGCUGCCGGGGCCGGCCCCAGCGAUGACGGAGCCAGAGGGGCCCGAGGCGGCCCCAUAG